AUGGCUACCCCGCGUCGCCCUCCUCCCGCGUAUAACGCUCCUACCUCGACCGUGCACGCGUCCUUGGAGGUUUACAGAAAGGUCGCUGCGACUGCAUCAGACCCUUCCGCUCGCAAACUUGAAACUUCAUUUACCAUCCGUCCCUGCUCCGGCCAGGCAUGGACUGUCCGGGCCGGGCAGGUGUGUCGGAUCACCACUCCAAAGGGACCGCAAGUCGGGGAUCUGAACAUUUGGAACGCGCAUAAUCCCCGCGAGCGCAUGUGGGCGGCGCGCACUCGACAAAUACACAGCUCGCAUGUCUCAGUUGGGGACCGCCUGUGGUCCAACCUCCCCUAUCUCCGGCCGCUGGUCACCAUCACCGGGGAUUCGCUGGGCGGCGGACAGCUGGACCAGGUGCUGGGUCCGGAUGGCAAGAGGAAGGAUGGCGUGGGUUUCAAAACGACCCAAUGGGGAGGUCGUGUUCACGAUCUCCUGGGCACCCGGUGUGACCCCUAUGUCAACCUGCUCAUGGGAGGAGAGAGUUUCGACUUCCACUGCCAUUCGAACUUGACGCGGGCUGUUCUUCCAUACGGUCUGACGGAGCUUGACGUACACGAUGUGCUGAACGUGUUCCAGGUGACAGGACUGGAUGAGGAAGGAAAAUACUUCAUGGAAACCUGUCCCGCGAAAGAAGGGGAUUACUUUGAGUUCUUCGCAGAGGUGGAUGUGCUGUGCGCACUCUCGGCUUGUCCAGGGGGGGAUCUCUCUGCCUGGGGUUGGGAAGACAAGGCAGGAGGCGAUAUGGCCGCAACCUGCCGUCCUCUAGGGGUCGAGGUGUACAACCUGACAGAUCCGGGAAUCCUGGAGGGAUGGAAGGAACCCGAAUUCCCCAAAUAUACUGGCAUGCAUGGCAUUAGAAUGCCUGCUAGAAAUGAUGCGGAUGGAACAAAUUACACCGGAGUGUAG
Messenger RNA from Rasamsonia emersonii CBS 393.64, 945 nucleotides. Its product is annotated as Meiotic chromosome segregation protein. The transcript is spliced from 2 exons. The record is from RefSeq and is a predicted model, not a curated record. NCBI's taxonomy places the organism in Eukaryota, Fungi, Ascomycota, Eurotiomycetes, Eurotiales, Trichocomaceae. Bases 1 to 945 code for a protein of 314 amino acids.